Cladophialophora psammophila CBS 110553 is the source of this 756-nucleotide messenger RNA. RefSeq lists its product as uncharacterized. The transcript has a single exon. The record is from RefSeq and is a predicted model, not a curated record. NCBI's taxonomy places the organism in Eukaryota, Fungi, Ascomycota, Eurotiomycetes, Chaetothyriales, Herpotrichiellaceae. The coding region runs from base 438 to 716 and encodes 92 amino acids.
CAUGGUUAUACAUGCUCAAUCACAAUCAUGGUAUCCAUAAGAGAUAUCGCAUGUCUCCGCCUUUCGUUCGUAUUCGCUCUUUCCUUAUGUCAACGAGUCCUCGCAUCCCCUGUCCCUCAAGUAAUCCAGCCCGAUACUGGUCCUCUCUCCUUUUUUGAACUUGUGCAGAAAACCUUCCACCGCAUAGUCGAAGUUGGAUUUCUCCAGGGCAUUCUGACUUCGCUGUUGAUCUUGGGAUGUCUGGUUUGCCUUCUCGUGGGUGUUCUUAGCGGGUUGGCCGCCUAUCUUCGGCGUCAUGACACGAAGUUGUGGGAACAACAUGACGAGAUCAAUACCUCCCAAGGCGAAAAGGAUGAAGAAGAGGAGCCGGCCUCGCCUUCAGUCGAAAGGCGUCUGAACAGACCUGACAUCGAACACACCUACAAGUUGCAGUCCCGAUGUCAAAGCCGAAUCUCCCGGUAUCUUGCCAGCAACCCUUCAAUACCUAUCACAAAGCUCAAUAUCCAUGCCUCACCGCGUCGACCAUCAAAUACAACUGGUGCUUUAUCUGCACCGUCUUGGCCCUCUUCGCGAACCCCAACACGAACCCCUGUAACGCCAGUCCGCUCCGCCCUCUUCAAAUCACCACCCUCGUCGAGGCAGUCAUCACGCGGCCGGACUCUUCUAUUCGGAUCAACGAGAGUAAGCACGAGCUGGACUUCUUCCCCAUCUCCUAAAUCCGUGCACUGGGCAGAUGAGAUUGAGGUGACGGCGGUG